Messenger RNA from Daldinia loculata, 2085 nucleotides. RefSeq names its product fungal-specific transcription factor domain-containing protein. NCBI's taxonomy places the organism in Eukaryota, Fungi, Ascomycota, Sordariomycetes, Xylariales, Hypoxylaceae. Gene Ontology annotation, molecular function: DNA binding; zinc ion binding. The record is from RefSeq and is a predicted model, not a curated record. Gene Ontology annotation, biological process: DNA-templated transcription. The transcript is spliced from 3 exons. The coding region runs from base 1 to 2085 and encodes 694 amino acids.
AUGCCAACCUGUCAGAAGUGUCUUUCAAACGGUGAAACCUGCUCGUACGACAAGGCCCCCUCGAUAGCUUAUGCGGUAUCAUUGCAAAACGAAUUGCAAGCAUAUAAAAACAGGAUCGAGGAACUGAGGCGGGUAAAAGACAAAGAUCGGGAUGCUCUCCUAGAUGAGCCUAUUAGAACAAUAAAUCCAAAUGAAGGGAGAUCCCGUGCAUUUCGAAGCCCUCCUGAUAUCCAGAGUCCUCGGCGGGAAGACAGUGUUACUGUUGAAAGUACAGAUGAUGCCGCUGAUAUGGCUUCUGUUGGUACGGACGGGCGAGUCAACUUCUAUGGGAAGACUAGUUUAUACCACAUAGAUCCUAAACACUUCGAAGAAAGUAGCCCAACGGACAGUCACGAAGACAGCACCGGAACUUAUAUUAAUGAUAUGGCGACUAUGCCUUCGAUAUUAGAAUUCCACGACACAGCCUCACUUCUGGCGGAAAUACCUCACGGCCUCCUGAAUGAUCUCCUUGAUACAUAUUGGUGUUACCCACACCACUUUCAUUGUGUAUUAUGCAAGCCUCUAUUUUUACGAGAUCUUUACUGUUCGGGGUCAUACGUUACCCCUUUUCUGCUAUGCACCGUACUUGCGCAAGCUGCUCGGUAUUCCACACGCCGAGACGCCACGGAAGUUGGGCAAACUUUUGCUACUCGAGCUUUACAGCUACUUCCCAGCGAUAUCGACAAGGGUAGCUCCAUUCCUACUAUCCAAGGUCUACUUAUACUCUCUGCGCGAGAGUGUGCUUGCGGGCGCGUAUCCCAAGGCUGGUUGUAUUCUGGAACGGCGUUUAGAAUGAUGCGCGACCUUGGGAUAGACGUUUCGCCCAAGAAGCUCGGACACUUGGCGAAACAAUUCACUGACGAGGAGCUCGCUGUGCGGAAACAGGUCUUCUGGAGCUGCUAUACAUGGGAUAAAACUAUGAGUGUAUGUCUGGGCCGAGCACCAGCUGUACACUAUUCCGUAGAACUUCCUACUCGGGACACAUUAUUACACGGACACGAUGCAGACGACGAAGUAUGGCCGCCGGUGACAACAUAUAAUUCAUUUGUCGACGGUCUGGUGGAACAGAAAUCCCUGAGCAGUACACGUUUUGCCGCAUACUGUGAGCUCAGCGUCCUCAUUGAGAAUAUUCUCGACACUUUAUACUCCCGGCCACAUAGUGGGAGACAAGACCACCUUCUGACGUAUCUCGAUUCGACCCUACAGCGGCUACAGUCUUGGGCAGACCAGCUCCCCCCAGAAAUCUUCAUCAAAGAAACUACCUCUACGGCAAUAGUGUCCCCCCCCUUACACAUCUUGCUCUUAAACCUAACAUACCAAGCAGCCACGAUACUCCUAUGCCGACCAUAUCGAACAUUGCAACAAAUUGCAAAGGAGAGAUGUACCAAGGCAGCCAAAAUGACAGAUACCUUACUCAUGUUGCACGUCAAGCGUUUCGGUUUCCGAUACAUAACGUAUCUAGAGACAUAUACGCUAUUCGUCGCCUGUACCGUAAACGUGCUCGAUUUCACCGAAAACGAAACCUCUACCGGAGAUCCAGUGUUGGCUCGAGAGGCCAAUGCCAGACUUCACUUCGGGCUCGAAAUUCUCAGGCAGGCAAAUAGCACACCAGCAGCCGCCCGCUGCGCCUCGACUAUCUGUCAGUUAUUCAACAAGCAAAAGGCGUCAAUACUGAACGGGGCCGGGGGCCCGCGACAAGACACAUCGCAGACAAUCGCUAGUCCUUCUCCCAGGGGCUUGGAAAUCGGCUCCAACGCCCAGACAUUCAUGCCCACACCCGCCUCCUCAGCAACCGCCGUAUCUUUCCCAGCAACAUCUCAGCCACCCCUUACGGUUGCUGAAGGGAGCUAUAUCGAUUCCAUAGUAGCUGCUGGGAUUCCAUAUGUGCAAGAUGAGAAUCAGGGUCACGCACUAGAAUCACCUAUUCCUGUCGAAACGCCACUUCGAUGGUUGCCCGAGAACGUGCAGGAUGACGGAAGCUGGAUGUUAAUGACCGAUACUAAUUUUAAUGGGGAUUUCAACUUCUCGCCUAUGGUAGAUUUAUAA